UUGGUUUCUCCUAAACAUUGGUCUUUUCGAGCUGCUUUAUAUUUCGUGUUUUCAGAAUCUGACGAAGGGCUACAUUUUGUGCCUAAGAAGGAGUAUAUAAUUGAUCAAGAUGCUCUUCGUGAGUUCUUCGUUUUUGUGGACGGGGUUGUUGUUUUUUGGGAUAUGGAAAAAUGUGAGGUAAUUCUCUUUGUGAAGGCACUUCUCUUGCUUCAAUUUCAUAGCUUUAAAGAAAAAAGCCACGUUUCAAAAAAUCGUUUUUAUUUGGACACUUCAAGGUACAAUGGGGAUUUAAAAUCUAGUGGUUCUAUUCUUGAACGUUAUGCUUUUUCACACGGGAUGGGAGCAUCAGUUAAAAUUGGCAUUUGGGAAGCUCAGCUAAGUGAACAAGCAGAGCCAUUGGCGUUAACCACAAAAGCGCUUUCUAAAGGAGUCAUACCAUGGAAACGUAAAGAAGCGUUACAAAAGACGGGGCAGUUUGCGACACUUCGGCAUUCUAUAAAUUUAAACUGUGAUCUGUUGGAUACCGAUUUUUAUUGGGAAAGGGAGAACCUCGAAACUUUUUAUUACAUGGCGUUUCAUCACUUUUCAGUGCCAAAAAGACUCAAAUUACUGAACAGCAGACUAGAUUAUUGUGAACAACUGGUAAGAAUAGUCGAUGGGAUGCUCUGUGACCGUCAUGUACGUUUUAUUCUUGUUGCAGAGAGUUUUCGAAAUGAAGGAGUCAAUUCAAUGGAUACCAUAUAA
This is a messenger RNA of Enterobius vermicularis (human pinworm), 744 nucleotides long. The record is from the annotation of a GenBank genome assembly. NCBI's taxonomy places the organism in Eukaryota, Metazoa, Nematoda, Chromadorea, Rhabditida, Oxyuridae.